Gordionus sp. m RMFG-2023 is the source of this 946-nucleotide messenger RNA. RefSeq names its product ubiquitin thioesterase OTUB1-like. Gene Ontology annotation, molecular function: ubiquitin binding; cysteine-type deubiquitinase activity. The transcript has 8 exons. Gene Ontology annotation, cellular component: nucleus. Lineage: Eukaryota; Metazoa; Nematomorpha; Gordioida; Chordodea; Parachordodidae. The coding region runs from base 64 to 909 and encodes 281 amino acids. Gene Ontology annotation, biological process: protein K48-linked deubiquitination. The record is from RefSeq and is a predicted model, not a curated record.
UAACUUAUAACAAAAUGUCAAUCGUUUCAUUUUGGCAUUCCAAGAUUCAGUAUAAUAAUUUUAAUGCUACCUGUCGAAAGUAAAAACAUUUAUGAGCACGAUGAAAACAUAUUAACAUAUCAGAAGCGUUUGGAAGAAGAAAUUGCAAGUACAUAUAAAUUAAUUGGAGAAAAACAAAAAUUUGAAGACAUAUUUAAAGAUUAUGAUAAUGACCCUCUAUAUAUUGAAAAAUUAAAGGAGUUAUCUAAUAAAUAUGCCUUUAUAAGGAGAGUGCGAGGUGAUGGAAACUGUUUUUUUAGAGCAUUUGCCUUUUCAUAUUUUGAAUACCUUUCUAACCAUAAACUUCAAAUAGACAAAUUUCUAAGUGUUUGUAAAGAUUAUAAAUCACAAUUAAUCAAUUCUGGUACUUCAGACUAUAUUUUAGAAGAUUUUUAUCAAUCAGUUGAAACUUCAUUAAUCAGUAUCAGGGAUAAUUUACCAGAGGGCAAUUUAGAUGAAAUUUUUAAUGAUGAUGGCUUAUCAAAUUAUAUAGUAAUUUAUCUUAGACUUAUCACUUCAAGAUAUCUAAUAAAUAAUGCCGAUUUUUUCCAAAAUUUUAUCGAGGGUUAUGACAACGUAGAAAAUUUUUGCGCCCAGGAAGUGGAAGUUAUGAAUAGGGAGAGCGAUCAUAUACAUAUCUUAGCAUUAUCUUCGGCCUUAAGCGCAACGAUACUUAUAGAAUAUCUAGAUAGAAACUUAAAUCCUAAUAAUGCUGAUAACGAUGUUGACAAUAGCAGUAGUAAUCAGAUUUCUAUUAAAAGUUCUAAUCAACAUACCUUUGGAUCUGAUGGAAACGAUGAUUCACCAUCCCAAAUUUAUUUAUUAUAUAAACCAGGGCAUUACGAUAUAAUAUAUCCAAAAUUGACAUAAAAUUAUCUAAAAUUUGGUAUUUGUUUACAAAUGAUUU